Hippocampus zosterae (dwarf seahorse) is the source of this 1273-nucleotide messenger RNA. Its product is annotated as hydroxylysine kinase-like. Bases 168 to 1238 code for a protein of 356 amino acids. The record is from RefSeq and is a predicted model, not a curated record. The transcript has 5 exons. NCBI's taxonomy places the organism in Eukaryota, Metazoa, Chordata, Actinopteri, Syngnathiformes, Syngnathidae. Gene Ontology annotation, molecular function: amino acid kinase activity.
CCGGUUUUGUGGAAUUGCGGAUUCCCGCGCGGACUAUCAUAAUUACAGUCUUCGACACAGUUUAACUACAGGCACAGAGAGGAGGUAUGUUAUUAGGCAGACAAAUGCCCUCUCGCAGCAGAUGAUUUGAAGAGUUGCACCACAGAGCACCACACAUUCUGAGCAAAAUGUCAGGGAAGCAUACUACACCCACCCUAAGCUUUUCUCAGGCAGAAGAGCUUGUGAAGAAACACUACAAGCUGACUCCCUCUGAACUCCGCCAUCUGCCCAGUUUUGAGGACCAGAACAUUUAUAUUGCGGCAGUCGAAGGUGGAGAGUAUGUGCUGAAGAUUAUCAACUCAGAGGACAGUAAGGACCCCAUCUUGUUUGAAGUACAGACUUAUGUUAUGAACUUCCUGCAUGACGAUGGAUUUCCGAGCCCAAGAGUCAUCAAAUCAACCACAGGAGAGGCCAUGAUCCUGAAAGACAUUGAUUGUGGCUCUGGCUUACAGAAAUACCUGAUGCGCCUGUUGACUUAUUUGCCUGGAAUCACUAUUUCCAAUGCUCCUCUCUCACCACGUCUACUUUAUGAAGUAGGCCAGACUGCAGCCAGAAUGGACAACAUCCUCAGAGAGGUGGAACAUCCUCAACUUAACAAGUUGCAAAGGGAUAGUUUCACAUGGAGUCUGUCAAAUGUUCCCAUUCUAGAGAAAUACAUUCAUGUACUAGAUGGAGACCCUCUUCAGGAGGUUGUAAGGUCCAUCCUCCAUCAGUACAAAACCACUGUCUCCCGCAAAUACCCAAGGUUCCGCAAGUCGCUCAUUCACGGGGACUUAAACGAUCUCAAUGUGCUUGUGCAAGCUGAUGAGAGCAGAGGCUACAGGGUUUCUGGUAUCAUUGAUUUUGCAGAUAUGAGCUUUGGUUGCUCUGUCUAUGAUCUAGCUAUCAACAUCAUGUAUAUGAUGCAUUUGAGCCCCAAUCCCAUUGAGGUGGGUGGACUUGUUCUAGCAGGCUGGGAAAGUGUCCUUCCUCUCAACGAGGCAGAGCGAGACUGCCUCUUUUGGUUAGUCCUGUGUCGCUUCUGUCAGCAACUAGUGUUGUGUUUGUCCCUAUCAUCAAGCUACCCUGAAAAUCAGGACUAUAUUAUGCGUCUGUCCAAGAGAGGCCCUUUGAUUUUAGACAAAUUUUACAAAAUAGGGAAGGAGCAGGUGGAGAAGGUGUGGUUCCAUACUGCUGCUCACUUCAAUGACAGAAAUUAAGAAGGAAAUAACAAAUAAAGACGGUCAUGAAAUAC